AAGGACUGGUUCGCCAAACGCAAGAAGUUCAAGCGGCCGCCCCAGCGCCUCUUGGACGCCGAGAAGAUCCGACCCCCGGGAUCCACCGAGACCCCCGGGGAUCCACCGGAACCCCCCCCCGCGCCCGCAGCUGGCCCGGACGGGACUUCCUGGGACGAGGGCAACCGCUCAAGGGGCUUCCUGUUCAAGGGCUUCGCCAUGUCGGCCGUGAUCACGGAGGGCGUCAAGCCCACCCUGUCCGAGCUGGAGAAAUUCGAGGACCAACCCGAGGGCAUCGACCUGGAGGUGGUGACCGAGAGCACAGGGAAGGAGCGCGAGCACAACUUCCAGCCCGGCGACAACGUGGAGGUGUGCGAGGGCGAGCUCAUCAACCUGCAGGGCAAGAUCCUCAGCGUGGACGGCAACAAGAUCACCAUCAUGCCCAAGCACGAGGACCUCAAGGACAUGCUGGAGUUCCCGGCGCGGGGAGCUGCUUAUACUUCGCAUGGGCUUAACGUGAAGGUGAUGCUGGGGGCCGAGGGGUACACCGGGCUCAUCGUCAGGGUGGAGGAGAACUUUGUGAUCCUGUUCUCGGACCUGACCAUGCACGAGCUGAAGGUGCUGCCCCGGGACCUGCAGCUCUGCUCCGAGACGGCCUCGGGCGUGGACGUGGGCGGGCAGCACGAGUGGGGGGAGCUGGUGCAGCUGGACCCCCAAACCGUGGGCGUGAUCGUGCGCCUGGAGCGGGAGACCUUCCAGGUGCUGAACAUGUACGGCAAGGUGGUGACGGUGCGCCACCAGGCGGUGACCCGCAAGAAGGACAAUCGCUUCGCCGUGGCGCUGGACUCGGAGCAGAACAACAUCCACGUCAAGGACAUCGUCAAAGUCAUCGACGGCCCCCACUCCGGCCGGGCAGGUAGAUCGAGACACCUGUUCCGCGGCUUCGCCUUCCUGCACUGCAAGAAGCUGGUGGAGAACGGCGGCAUGUUCGUGUGCAAGACGCGGCACCUGGUCCUGGCGGGGGGCUCCAAGCCUCGGGACGUCACCAACUUCGCCGUGUGCGGCUUCGCGCCCAUGUCGCCCCGCAUCAGCAGCCCCAUGCACCCCAGCGGGGCCGGGCAGAGGGGCGGAUUUGGGGCCGGGGGGCUGAGCCGGGGCCGCGGCCGGCGCGACAACGACCUGAUCGGGCAGACGGUGCGCAUCUCCCAGGGGCCCUACAAAGGGUACAUCGGCGUGGUGAAGGACGCCACGGAGUCGACGGCGCGCGUGGAGCUGCACUCGACGUGCCAGACCAUCUCGGUGGACAGGCAGAGGCUGACCACCGUGUGA
Molecule: messenger RNA, 1308 nt
Organism: Camarhynchus parvulus
Lineage: Eukaryota; Metazoa; Chordata; Aves; Passeriformes; Thraupidae
Gene: SUPT5H
Product: SPT5 homolog, DSIF elongation factor subunit
Biological process (GO): transcription elongation by RNA polymerase II; regulation of DNA-templated transcription elongation; regulation of transcription by RNA polymerase II
Cellular component (GO): DSIF complex
Molecular function (GO): mRNA binding
Source: RefSeq, a predicted model, not a curated record